UCUAGCCUGUUGGUUUGUAUCAUUGCUUUGCUCCAUUGAUUUGAUGUUUAGUUAUGUAGUCCUACACAGCAGAGCAGCUCUGUUGGCAGACAGUCAUCUGGCUAGUUGUGUGCUGAUAGUUCGCAGCAACGUUGUAAGACAUUCUAGAUCGAUGCUGUGGUGUUAGAUCGGUGGUGUUUUAUCAAAAGACUGCAGCUCUGAAGAAACGUGUGUGUUGUGUACUGGUAAAACCCCAGUUUAGUUGUGUGUCACUACAGCCCUAGUUGUGCUCUGCUGUGCUCUGCUGUGCUCUGCUCUGUUGCACGGCGCCUGUGUCCCGUGUCACAGAGGAAGCAUUGAUCAGACAGCUACUGAGGCUCAAUACACAAUGAGGCCUGGCCCGAGAUCUCUACUCCUCCCAACCCCCCUCUCCCUCUCCCUGCGUGCCCUGCUCCUGCUCUGCCUUGCGCCGCGUUGCCAGGCGGUGCAGGCUGAGAAUGUGACAGUGUUGGAGGGAGGCACGGCCCAGAUCUCCUGUCGUCUGCAGAACUAUGACGGCUCCAUUGUGGUUAUCCAGAACCCUCGCAGACAGACCCUCUUCUUCAACGGCACACGAGCGUUGAAGGAUGACCGUUUCCAGAUGGUUCUCUUCACUCCCCGUCUGGUGCGCAUCACCCUCACCAACGUGAGCGUGUCGGACGAGGGCGGCUACUUCUGCCAGCUCUACACCGAUGACACCCACCACCAAGUGGCCACUCUGUCCGUGUCCGUUCCUCCCGACACCCCCACGGUGGAGGUGAAGCAGGAGGCCGUGGAGGGCGGCGAAGUGGAGCUCACCUGCCUGUCGCCGCGCAGCAAGCCCCCCGCCACGCUGCGCUGGAUCAGGGACCGCCGGGAGAUACCAGGUGUGGUGUCCCAGCAGGAAAAUGGGAAGACAGUGAGUGUGUCCAGCACCAUCCGUCUCCCUGUGGAGAGGAAAGACAACGGGGCAGCGGUCAGCUGUGAGGCAUCCCACCCCGCCCUGGGGGGGCAGAAGAGGGUCCGCCACUACCGCCUCGACGUCCACUUUGCCCCCACAGUGAGGAUCAUCCCUCCCCCUGGCAUCCUCCGAGAGGGAGACUCUCUCAGCCUCACCUGCUCCAUCACUGGCAACCCACUGCCUAGGGAUGUCCAGUGGACUAGGAUUAAUGACACCUUACCUGAGAGGGCGGAGAUCUCUGGCACCACCCUCCAGGUGUCCCGUCUCAGCCAAUCACACAACGGGACCUACCUGUGCCAGGCGCAGAACAACUACGGUCGUGCCGCUGACCACUACACGCUGCUGGUGUACGAGAACGUGUCUGUCACUACCAUGGUCCUUCCCACCUCCCAUCACACCACCUCCCACCCAAUCACCCUCCUCAUAACCCCCAGCUACGCACCGGACCUCCGAGACCCCGGUGCAGUGAUUGAGACCCACAGUGCAGUACCGUACGCUGUGAUAGGGGGCGUUCUGGCUCUGCUGGUCUUCACCAUCAUCUGUGUUCUCAUCAUCACCAUCUGGUGCUCUGUCCGACAGAAAGGUUCAUAUCUUACCCAUGAGGCCAGUGGGUUGGACGAGCACGGGGAGGUCCAGGAGGCUUUCCUCAAUGGGAAUGAUGCCAGUCAGGGCAAGAAGGAGUACCUACUGUAGCCUCCAUCUCCAAAACCCACACCCCUCCCCCAACAUGCCAUGACGGGUGGCCUUUUGAAUCGACUGUAAUACUACUGCACACAGACCACAUUACAGACCACAACAUAAACCACAACACAGACCACAACAGAGACCGAAAGAGAGAUCCGUCCAGCCCUUACAUUACAACUGUGCCAUACUGUAGGUGUACUGGAGGAAGGAGCGAGGGAGGAUGGCAGAGAAAGGGGAAAGUGAUAAUAGGGUCAUUAUUUUGAUAGAGAGAAGAGAUAACAAGAAAGAAAGCCUCAGCACUUUCCUUCCCACUUUCCUUCCCUGUGGUAAUUGGAGAGGGAGGGAGAAAGAGAGAGGAAGGAGAGAGAAAAAAUGUGGUGGGGUCGGUAUGGUUUCCAGAAGCUAUUGAGUUUGAAUGUUAAAUUUGAUUACUUGAAAUUGCCAAAGCACAUCAGCCCACAGAGAGCAGCUCAUCUAUAAUUAUUUGACAACAUUGCAGAGUGUUACCCUGAAAGUCUCAUAAAGUAUAUCUGAACUGUUCAGUCAAUUCUGCAGACAACCCAGGUAUUGUAUUUGCCGUCCGUUCUGGGGAGUCUGCCAAUGUUUUCUGGGUAAUUUAGAAACCUUCCUGUUAAGAAUGACUGCUUUCCUCGCAGAACAGAAUUGUUGUUUCUCUUCUUUGAAUUGUCUCUCUCUUUCUCCCUCCCUCUCUCUUCACUUCUCUUUCUAGUCCUCUUCUUCUCCCUCCCUCCCUCCCUCCCUCCCU
Molecule: messenger RNA, 2408 nt
Organism: Oncorhynchus kisutch (coho salmon)
Lineage: Eukaryota; Metazoa; Chordata; Actinopteri; Salmoniformes; Salmonidae
Product: cell adhesion molecule 4
Exons: 9
Coding region: 368-1651 (427 amino acids)
Biological process (GO): negative regulation of peptidyl-tyrosine phosphorylation; homophilic cell-cell adhesion; regulation of Rac protein signal transduction
Cellular component (GO): cell-cell contact zone
Molecular function (GO): vascular endothelial growth factor receptor 2 binding
Source: RefSeq, a predicted model, not a curated record